This is a messenger RNA of Stylonychia lemnae, 3003 nucleotides long. NCBI's taxonomy places the organism in Eukaryota, Ciliophora, Spirotrichea, Sporadotrichida, Oxytrichidae. The record is from the annotation of a GenBank genome assembly.
AUGAAAGCUCCUCAAUCAAACAUUCAAAGCAUGCUUUAAACUUUGCAAAUAGAGACAUCAUCCUAAGGAUUUAUGGAUAAAAGGAAACAAAUCCAAACUCGGGGAUCAAUUUCAUAGAAAUAUAAGUAAUCUGGAUCAAAUUCUGCUUUGGGAUUUCAUGACAAUAGAUAAGCAGACACACCGUAGCUAAUCAGAGACGAGAAAUAAGUCGAAGAUAUCCGAUGCAUUUUUAAGUCCAAAGAGUUUAAAGAGUGGGGUCAAGCAAUAACAAACAAUGUGAACUAUAAUUUCAUCAAGCGCAAUGGAUAAUUUUACAUCAUUGAAGACUGGCUAAAGCAGAUAGAGCUUGAAUUUAAAUACUUACUCUCAAGCUAAUCUUAGGUAGACUUAGUUCGAUCGAGCAUGAACACUUAGUAGCACACAAAAAGAGGUUAUUUAGUUGCAGGAGAUUAUUUAAAACAUGUAAAAGAAGGACAAGGUGUAGGAAAAAGAGAAAGUCUAAACUAGUAAAUUUAAAGAGGGGUUAUUAAUGCUGAUAAUAGGGAAGGAAAGCCUUCAAGCUAGAGUAGAAAUAGUAAGAAAAAAUCAUAAAAUAGACAAGAAUUCUCUAAUGAAAGAGUUCAAAUAGAUCAUGAGACUUCUCCAGUCAUUUAUGAUAGAUAAUCUAAGACAAGUAUGGCUUAGAGGAAGAAAACUAUGACAUCUAGAAAUAUAAAGCUGCACAACAUGAAAUCUGAUCCAAAUGUGAUUGAGAGUUAGGGAGGUAUAUUUACUUAAACCUAAAAUCUGCUCUUUAAAAAUCAUAAUUAGAUGAAAUCUUUAGAAAAACUUUUAUCGUCAUCAAGAAGUAAGCAAGAAUUGAGUAAAUUCACUGCUAGUGAGAACGAUUUCCUGUAACUUAAGAUGAAUAUCAUUCAGCGAAAAUAAGCACUUGAGGAAAAAGAAAUUCCUCAUGAGAUACCAUCAGCUAUGUUGUUAUAGCAUAAACAUCUAGAUAAAAAUAAUACAGAGAGACCAUCAUUCACUACUUUUUAGGAUAAUUUAAUGUAAAAUACAAAAGAUGAGAUGAGAAAAGUUCAGGGUUAGCUGUCGAGAUUAAUGGUUAAAAAGGAAUAAUUUGUUAAUUUUCAUCAUUUAAACUGCAAUAAGUUGCAAAUUAGAGCAAAUGAACCCAUUUACUGCAAAAUAUUUGUGCACCAAAAAGCAGCACCCCUGAAUAUUAUGAUAUUUAAGCAAAGACCGAACGAUAAUUUCUAAGCAGUAUGGUCUAAGUAUGAAAGUAUGCCUACUUUUGACAAUUGCAACGGUGAUCUUUCUAAUGCUAGCAAAUUUCAGAUUCAGGAAAGACAUGAGGUUUAUUUCAACAACAAUUACAUCUAUUUUACAUUCUCCUCAAACUAAUCGAUAUCACUAUAAGUCUAUCUUUUCUUUAACAGAGAAAAACCUCAUAUUUAAAAAACAGCAAGUUUUGUGAACACAAUGGGAGGAUUUGAUGAAAAUAAUAGAGAUGUAAAUGAAUCUGAGUUAGAGGCAUAUAGAGCCAAGAAGUAUAAAUACUACAAUAGAAUAAAGGAUAUAUUGAAUGAUAGCUAUGAAUGUAAGCAGUUGUAGCAAGAAGCAGAUGAAAUAAAAAAGAAAAAAAUUGAAUAGAUUAAGGAGACGAAGAAAUAAAGGACAAGCAAAAUAUCUUAGAUACUGAAUAAAUUUAUCUAGUCAAAACCACCAAAUAUGACAAUGAAUAACUUUAAGUUUGAACUUGCACAGCAAAAGAAAGUGUAGAAUGAGGAAGAUUUGUUCAAGAAAAAUAUAUUUCUGUUAAAUAAACAAGAAAUUUUAAAAGAAUAUAAAGAAAAGGCGAGUAAGGAUGCAACUCAGAUUAAGAAGGCUAGGAAUUAAUGCAAAUAAUGGUUGACAUUAAUGCUAUUAAAAUAAAUCAUGAUAGUAGGAAACAAUGAAUAUCAGAUUUAAAAAGCAGCUAGAGAAUAGUAUUACUUAUUAAAAUCUUCGGCUUGCUUGAUUGCUUGUCGUUAUAAAAGAUACCUAAAGAGGCAUAAAAAUCAUCAUCUCAAGAGUCGAAUCCAAAUUACAGUAAAAAAGUAACUUUAAAUAUCAAUAUUUACCUUAAUUUUUAGUGUAUUUACCCAGCAAGUUGUAAUUAUAAACUCAAAUAUUGAAUAAAGAUCAAAUAGAUUUAUCUAUAGAUUCCUUUACAAUAACAUGAACAGAUAAAAUGUUCUAGGUGUAUUUAGAAAAUUUAUGAAGCAGAUUCUAGUCAUUUAAAAAUAGAUUAGAACAGUCCUAAAGAGAGAUGCCGAGAAAAUGAAAUUAAUCUCUGAAAGGUGGGAUGUUUGUUUGAAUGAAAUAAAAAAUGAAUAUCUAAAUGAUCCUUGUGAUAAAGAUUCAUAUUCUUAAAAUCUGUUCAAGUUUAUGAAACUAUUAGGAGAGGAAAGCAAAAAGCGUGAAGUCACAAAAUUCUAUAAAUAUGCUAAAUCAUAUUAUGAUUAGAUAUACUUCAAUUGGAGAGAUGUGAUCAAAUCUUACAAUGAGCUAGAUUUUAUAAUGAGAACUGGAAAUUAAAUAAUGGGUGAAAUUGUCAACACACCUAAAUAGAUGAAGCAAGUCCAAUCGAGGACAAUGAUGGAUAUCUGGUCUAAUACUCAGAGAUUUUUAACUAAGACUCCCAUCAAAGUUAAAAAAUUAAAUGUAGUUGCAAAUGAUGAAGAGAUACCACCUCCAGAUCUGAAUGGGAAUUUCCUCAAGCCAAAUUAAAAGAAAGUUAAAAAUAACAAUGGAAUGACCAAAAAGAAAACACAAUAAGUUCAAUAUUUCUCAAAAUAUGGAUAUAGAGAGUUGGAUGUUCAAAAAGAAUUAGAAAAACUCUAUAGAGAAGACCCCAUUUCUGAAGAGGAACUAUUAACAAGACCUCCAUAUUUCAAGUUUAUUCCAUCUGAUAGCUAUAUGAAAUGCUUAAUUCUCGCUUAUGUUGAGUCAACAUUAUUUUGA